AUGCCUAUUGUCGAAAUUGCUCACUGGGCCGCUGUGAAGAAUGUCAAGGAAAAUGGUUGCAAGUUGUUGAAGCCAGCUUUGGAAACCUUGAAGAAACAAAAAGGUUGUCUUGGGGUUCGCUACGGUUUUGUCGAAGAGCAUCAUAAACUUUUUGUUUAUCUCUUUGUUGUAUGGGAUAAAUACGAGGACCAUGCAGCUUUUAUGAAGCAACCUGAUUACCCAGGUGUCCUUGGCAUCGAGCAAUGCAUUAGCGAAGGCGGAAUCGACGUGAACCAUGUCGAAUUUACUGGAGACUUUAACAAAGCUCUGAAUGCACCUGUCAUGGAAGUAUCCGUUAUCAACACGAAGAAAGGCACGGUUAAAGAACUAGUCAUUGGAUACAUCGACACACUCGCGGCCAAGGUUGCGGCCAAAAAUGUCAAAUACGAGCCGACCUGGGGAACUGCGAGGGAAAACGACAAUAGGUUUUAUGUUCUCAUUGGAUGGGACAGCGUAGACGCUCACAAACACGCGAUCAAUGAUCCCAAUUAUUUCCAUCCAUUCGAUGACGAUUUGAAGGCUGCAGCAUCUCUCAAAACCUUCCACAUCCAUUUAGAGAAGGAAAAGACCUGA
Molecule: messenger RNA, 612 nt
Organism: Psilocybe cubensis
Lineage: Eukaryota; Fungi; Basidiomycota; Agaricomycetes; Agaricales; Agrocybaceae
Exons: 4
Coding region: 1-612 (203 amino acids)
Source: RefSeq, a predicted model, not a curated record